CUUUUAAUCAAGAAACAACAAAGAAGAAGGGCAGAUGCCCAGAUGAUCACAGCUAAUCAUGACAUCCGUCCCAAGACACGCAAACAGAAAGCUGAGUCUGACGAUACAGCUUUAUUGAUAAGCCAAUCUCAGAGCAACAUUGCCCUCAGUGACAUGCAACCUGAGCAGAUUUAUGAAAACACGGUGGAAGAGAUUUGUUUAGGAGAACUGACCAUUUCGUCCAGGACAGAAGAGGCUUCGGAAGAGGUAGCUGAUUCUGUUCCGGUCAUCACUAAGAAAAUCGAUCUAGAGAUCAGCCCGCAGCACAGCGCUAAAUGCACGUUAGACACAGAAGGCCAAGCAGAUGGGAAAAAAACUAAAAAGAAAGGUGUGAAAAAGGGGCAAACAAAAUUACUUGAGGCCAAACCUGCAUUAGAAGGGGAGGAAAAUGAAGGGAAAGAGCAAAAACCAGUGAAGAAGAAGGAUAAGACAAAGGAAUCUAAGGAGAAAGUGAGGACAGAAGAACAGUCUUCAAUUCAGACUGAUUCAGUUGUGGAAAUCAACAUUAAUGAAGAGAAAAAACCUGAAUCAGAGAGUGAGGAUGAAAGAAAAGACUGGACAAAGAGCCCCAUCCCUCCAACACCAAAGAAAAAACAACAACUAAAACCAAUGAGAUGUCAUCUCAGUGACAGUGAGGAAGAAAAAGAGGACGAAGAGGAGGAGGACAAGAAGAGGGAAGCUAAAAAAACACCAAAGAAGUCUAAAAAAGGAGCAAAAAAUAAUGACAAUAUUGCUUCUUUAAACUCCAACUAUAAAGAGCCUUCCUCCGACAGUGAUUCUUUGGACAUGGGAAAAUCCUCUCCGAUGUCUUUGGAGGAUCUGGAACAGUUUGCCAUGCGUCCUGCUCCAAGAGAUGUGACUAUUCAGUGCAGGAUCACCAGAGACAGGAGGGGAGUGGAGAAAGGCAUCUUUCCCACAUAUUACCUCCACAUGGAAAAGGAGGAUGGGAAAAGGGUCUUUCUGAUGGCUGGAAGAAAAAGAAAGAAGUGCAAAACUUCGAAUUAUUUGAUAUCAAUCGAUCCUACCGAUUUAUCCAGAGAUACUGACAGCUACAUAGGCAAACUAAGAUCAAAUGUCUUGGGGACUAAAUUCACUGUGUAUGAUAAUGGCGAGAAUCCAGAAAGGAAUCCAUUCAUUAAAGAAACAGAUACACUGCGACAAGAGCUAGCAGCAAUAUGUUAUGAGAAAAAUGUUUUGGGUUUCAAAGGACCUAGAAAAAUGACAGUAAUUAUUCCUGGUAUGCAUGAGAAUGAUGAGAGAGUUGUUAUUCGGCCAAAAAGUGUGAGUAUUAUGUUGUGGAUUCUUGAUAAUCACUUUUUUUUCAUCAAUUGCAAUAUUACGUUUCUUCUUUUGGAUAUACACUACCAUUCAAAA
Molecule: messenger RNA, 1413 nt
Organism: Sinocyclocheilus rhinocerous
Lineage: Eukaryota; Metazoa; Chordata; Actinopteri; Cypriniformes; Cyprinidae
Product: tubby protein-like
Exons: 9
Biological process (GO): protein localization to cilium
Cellular component (GO): cilium
Source: RefSeq, a predicted model, not a curated record